AAUAGUCCUGAUCACAACUGCAUCAUGAAGUAAACGCAUGCUCUAUUGAUGAAAACGUUACUUGCACAGUAUAAAAGUGGUAUAAAGAUCGAGUGAGGACGACGAUAUGGAUAUGAUACAAAUCACGUUGUUUUUUUGUUGUUAUUCAAUUUAUAUUUCUGCUGCAAUGACUUUAAUUCGUCAUCAACGUCUUUCAAGUAAUCCGGCUACAGCAACCACCUAUGAACAGCGACGACGACGUUUGCGUUUGCUAGGAAUUUCUAAUUCCUCAACACCGCUUUCGACGAUAAAUUGGUCAGGUCAUCGUGUACAAGGUCACAAUAGAACGCACAACACUUGCUCACCGCUGGUUGGACACGAUUUGAACAACAAUCCGCAACACCGCCGUCAACUGCUGCAAUCUGACGGCGAUGAUAACGGCGGAGAACGUUUUAAAAGGUACUUUGUCGGAGCGUUUAUCUUUAAAAGACCAGAAGAUGGCGAGCUAGCAUUACACGUGUUCGAACAACACAAAGUGCAGGUACGUUACAGCGAAAAGGAGUAUGAGCUGUUGAAUCGCGUAUCCAGCGAAUACUCGGCAAAGGCAAACGGAAGUUCAAACUUUAUUACCAGUGUAUAUUUGAUGCAAAAGUAUGAACCCGUUGCUAGUUCAAGCCAGGGUAUUUCUUUGAUGAAUGUUCAAGAUUCCAGCGGUCAAAUAAUCAUAACACGGCAAACUCAAGCGAACAUGGAAUUUAAAAGAAAAUUUGUUCCCCUGUUGACCCAUGAAUAUUCGCCGGGCACUGACAAAGAAAUGUGCAAUCUGGAAACAUUCUAUUCUUCAGUUGUUUUCAAUGUGAACUGAAGUGAUUUUUUUUUCUUUCCUACAGUAUGUUUCCGUUAGUGUUUUCAUAAGUAAAAUUAUUUUUAUCCGUUUCAAAAAGAAACCUUAAAAUUUCAACAUUAACUUAGUUAACUACAGAUCGUGGAGCAGGACGUUCAAAUACGUUUGCGUUCUUUCAGUUUCAAAGUAAAAAUAUCUCAUUGUAACAAAAUAAUAUAUUCUACCAUUUAUUCUUUUUUGGUUUCAUAAUAAAUAAAUCCAUUGAUUCAA
Messenger RNA from Uranotaenia lowii, 1093 nucleotides. RefSeq lists its product as uncharacterized. NCBI's taxonomy places the organism in Eukaryota, Metazoa, Arthropoda, Insecta, Diptera, Culicidae. Bases 107 to 844 code for a protein of 245 amino acids. The transcript is spliced from 2 exons. The record is from RefSeq and is a predicted model, not a curated record.